This is a messenger RNA of Periophthalmus magnuspinnatus, 1707 nucleotides long. It is a transcript of the gene hcls1, whose product is annotated as hematopoietic cell-specific Lyn substrate 1. The coding region runs from base 88 to 1632 and encodes 514 amino acids. The record is from RefSeq and is a predicted model, not a curated record. The transcript is spliced from 16 exons. Gene Ontology annotation, cellular component: site of polarized growth; plasma membrane; cortical actin cytoskeleton. Lineage: Eukaryota; Metazoa; Chordata; Actinopteri; Gobiiformes; Gobiidae. Gene Ontology annotation, biological process: regulation of actin filament polymerization. Gene Ontology annotation, molecular function: actin filament binding.
CCGCCCAUCACAAAUAGUAAAAGCUUGACUAGAUUUGACAAAGUGAUUGAUCUCAGACACCUCCUGGCUUGCUGACAGUUUAAAGAAAUGUGGAAAUCAUUAGUAGGCCAUGAUGUGAAAGAAAAGGAGACCACAGGGGAUGGAGAUGAUUGGGAGACGGACCCUGAUUUUGAGAAUGACAUUACAGAGCAGGAGCAGAGAUGGGGAGCAAAGACCAUCGAAGGUUCAGGGCGUAAAGAGCACAUAAGUGUUGCAGACCUCAGACAGAAAGUGGUGGUGGAGCAUGAACGGGUGAAGCAGAAAGAACACAUUCCCAAAGCCUCCUACGGUUAUGGAGGCAAAUUUGGGGUGGAAAAAGAUCGAAUGGACAAGGUCGCUCUGGGACACGACUAUGUGGCAGAUGUGCAGCAGCAUUCCUCACAGAAGGACGCAUCACAAGGAUUUGGUGGGAAAUUUGGAGUUCAGAGAGACCGUGUUGAUGAGUCAGCUUUGGGUUUUGAAUAUAAAGGAGAAGUGCAACAACAUGCAUCCCAGAAAGAUUACGCUAAGGGUUUCGGGGGGAAAUAUGGAGUAGAAAAAGACAAAGUGGAUAAAGCUGCUCUGGGAUAUGACUAUAAAGGCGAGACAGAGAAGCAUCAGUCACAGAAAGAUUAUGCUAAAGGCUUUGGAGGGAAAUUUGGUGUGGAGAAGGAUAAAGUGGAUAAGGCUGCCCUUGGAUAUGACUACAAAGGAGAUACAGAGAAGCAUCAAUCACAAAAAGAUUAUUCAAAGGGGUUUGGCGGAAGAUUUGGAAUCGAGAAGGAAAAAGUAGACAAAUCUGCCUUGGGGUUUGAUUAUAAGGCUGAAACCGAAAAGCAUCAAUCACAAAAAGAUUAUUCAGCGGGAUUUGGAGGUCGAUAUGGAGUACAAGCAGACCGCAUGGAUAAAAGCGCAACUGGCUACACAGAUAUUGACUCUCCUACUUCUGCUUAUGAGAAGACAGUGCCUGUGGAAACAUCGAGUGUUGGUGCGGGUAAACUUAAGGCACGUUUUGAGAGCAUGGCCAAAGCAUCCGAUGAAGAAAACAGAAAGAAAGCUGAGGAAGAACGAGCAAGGAGGCAAGCGCGAGAAGCCAGAGAGAGGGAGGAGGCCCAACAGCGUCUGCAGGAAAUAAGCAUAGAGGAGAAAUCUCUUCCUCCACAAGCUUCAGCUGUGUAUGCCAAAGAAGACGACGACGACCACCACACCCACGACAUAGAGAUACAGGAAGAGCCAGAGGAGGAGGUGCUUUAUGAAGAGCCUCCAGCGCUUCCUCCACAUGGAGAGGAUUUCCUAGAUGAAAAUGCUCCUUCACUUCCCCCGAGGUCAGCAUUGGAUGAAGCAGAGGACGAAGGGGAGUACGAGGAUCUAUCCGAGCCACCACCACCUUCAUCUCAACUCACAGCAGAGGAUGAAAAUGAUUAUGAAGACCUGACACAUGGCCUGAAAGCAAAAGCCAUUUAUGAUUAUCAAGGAGAGGCUGAUGACGAGAUUUCUUUCAACCCGGAGGACAUUAUCACAAAUGUGGAGAUGAUCGAUGAGGGCUGGUGGAAAGGACACUGCCAUGGGCGCAUCGGUCUGUUCCCAGCUGCUUAUGUGGAAUUAAUCCAGUGAUGAUCAACUUGUAAUUUUGUACUGAAUAUUUUUGAAUAAAUAUUCAACUGCUUUAUCAUCAAGUGGUAUAAUUAA